AUGAAGCCUGUGUCAGGGAGAAAGUCCCCAGUUCUGUACCUCCUUGGGAUUCUGACCGUGCUCCUCUGCCCUGAUGGCUUACAAGGUUGUAGUUCACCACCUGAAAUUAAACAUGGAAGCUUUACAUAUAUCGAAAAAGGAAUAUGGAGAACUGAUGUGGUUGAGUAUGAAUGUCAGGAAGGAUAUACUCUUAUUGGAGAGGCUAGAAUCUCCUGCACAUUUUUAAAUUGGUCACCAAUGGCUCCUGAGUGUAAAGCUCUAUGCCCAAAACCAGAAAUAUCCAAUGGAAAGCUGUCUGUGGAGAAGAAUCAGUACGUCAACCCUGAAACUGUAACUGUCAGAUGUGACCCUGGCUAUAGGAUGGUUGGUUCCCAGAACAUCUUUUGCUCAGAGAACAAAUCUUGGAGUCCGGAUGUGCCCAAGUGUGAGAAGGUGAGUGAUGAAGUUUGUGAGGCAGUCUUGAAAGGCCAAAAACUCCUAAAGUGUCUCCCGAAUGCCUGGGAGGCGAAGGUGGCCCUGGAGUUACGUAAAUUGUCUCUGGAGAUUGAAAAACUGGAACAAGAAAGACGCAAAGAGGAAAUUGCUUGA
Rangifer tarandus platyrhynchus (Svalbard reindeer) is the source of this 588-nucleotide messenger RNA. Lineage: Eukaryota; Metazoa; Chordata; Mammalia; Artiodactyla; Cervidae. The record is from the annotation of a GenBank genome assembly.